CCUCACGAUUCUCACCCAAAAUGUUCCCCACCCAAAAAAAUCGAAACCACACGCACGACCACAACCAUCAACCGACACGCCGAACUUGCAGACAAGCUUGCACAUCACUCUAAUAACGACAUCUCACUUUUUUCCCUUUCUCAUUCUCCUCCUGCUCCUCCGUUUCCUCUUCCUCACUCGCCCUUCCCGUUUAGCAUCUUUUUGUUGUCAAAUCUCGGUAAAGUCUCUCGUCGUCUGAAUUCUAAAUUCUAAAAAGAACUCCCGUUCUCUCAUGCCAACUACCCGUCUCUUCCUGUCCCAUCAUAUCUAAUCAAAACCACCUUUCCUAUCUCCCGUCCGUCACUCAGUACAUACAUACAUACAUACAACAUACCUUACCCUUUCCCCGUCCGUACACAUCUACUACCUGAUCUUACGAUUUCACGAUAGCAGAAGUGUUAAGCGUGGGGACUCUCUUUUUGUUUUGGUUUCCUUAACACCUCAUAUUCUUACUAUUCUAAUCUUUUCAUUUUGAAUGGUGCAGAAAUUUGCGUAGCGUGAUCUUUCUACCGUGGAAAUCUGCAGUUCCGGAGCCAGCAAGCAAGCAUAGCAUAAUAUAGUAUCGUUUCAGAUCGUACACUACGAUCCGGACUCGCUGCAUCAAAUUGAAGAGGGGAGCUUUAGAGGCGAAUACACUUACAAAGGUUAGUUUAACUUUGAGAUCACUUCAAUUGAUUCGAAUAUCAUUUUCCCUACAUUUACCCCACACGAACUGCACUGCAAAGCAAGCCAGCGAGCCAGAGGAUACGAUAUUUGGAUAGGUAUCCCCAUUCCCCCAAGAUCUCGACUUCCGUCUUGUCAGUCAAGCGACCUAUACCUAUUACAAUACCUACAUACAUAUACACAUACAUACAGUAGGAUACAGCACUGUUCGUCCCCAUAUUCUUAACCCAUCAUAUACCAUGGGAUCAUCUUCCCCCCUCCAUCCUUUCAAUUGCCUCCCAUUUCUCUGAUACCAAACAUUUACUCUUCUUUCUUUCUUCAUCCCUACACAGAUACCCUCUUCUCUUUGAGCCUCAAUCCCCCCUCACUCUUCUGUCUCUCUCACUUAUCUUCACUUGAACAUUGGUUCCUUUAUUUGUCUAUUGUCCCUCACCCAAACCAGAUGAUAUCCCUUCAUAAUGUUAAUCAAGAACGCCAGAAACAACAAAAACCUCAAGAUCAUGGAUCCCGAUUGCGCCAUAUGUUCUCAGCCAGCUAUCGCAAAAUGCGAGUGCGAAGCGAAUGGCCUUACCGUCGCUGUGAGGCAGGCUGAACAGAGAAUGAUGACCAGUGUUUAUAACGAUAUAAGAACAUGGGUCCGUGGCCACGCACAAGAUUACAUCCUCUCCUACUUCAGUGUCCUCACCACUCGCCGUAAAGACGAACAUGCCGCCCAAAUUCACCGCAUAACCGAACGAGCAGCCUACUACUACAACGCACGUCCGCACCCAUCUGAAAUUGCAGCAGCCGAUUCAGAACUCAAACGCGGCAUUGACGAAGAUUGGCGCGCAAGCGUACAACGCUACCCGGAAGUCCUCGAGUAUUUCUUCAGUUUAGUUGAAUUAACUUUACCCAGCGAUGAAGAACCUGGUGUUCGUGACCCACCUUUAUCAGCAUUGGGUGGUGGUGGUGGAAGGAAAGUCAGAUUAAGUGAGCCUGGUCCACCAAGAGGGUCAACACCUGCUGUAUCAGAUGGAGGAGAAGAAAGGGAGAGAGAUAGGAGGAGAGAACAGAGGAGGAUUGGCACGCCAGCUAAUGACAGAGAAAGACAUGUCGAGAGACAGAGAAGAGAUAGUAUGAGGGCUGAAGGAAGAAAUAGACCGAUGACUGCACCGCCGCCACCAGGAGGUCCACAUAUGGCGCCUGCACAUAAUCCACAUAGAAACUCGAGGGCUGCUCCACAAUAUGCUCCUACGCCAGGAUAUGCAUAUGUUGCCCCUUAUUGAGAUUGAUGAUGAUGAUUAGUUCUCAAAGGGAGGAGAAAACAAAAUUGAAGAAAGAACAGAUGACUUCAGCUGUGCGUGUAUGAUAACCACAAUUCCAUGGGUAGGGAUUAAUGAUACCAGGCACAGCUGAAGUUAUCGAGGCCAAAAGUCAGGCCUAGCUAGCAUAGCCACUCUGGCAUCAUCUCCUGGUUUCAAGCGGAUGAUCAUCAUGGAUUCCUGGAUUUUAGUCGAAAGUUUAUCUCAACGUCUUAUUAUCCUCAGGUUAUCAAGUCUACUUAUCUCAUUUGUACAUACCAUCUCACGAUUUCGGAAUAUACUCUGUUGGAUAUCACAUUACACCUCAAUACAAUUAUAUCAUUUUAUCUCAUCACCCAUCAGACUAUACAUCUCAUCUCAACUCAUCUCAUCACGAUUUCACACUUCUCACAAUCAUUACGACUACAACAUAACAUGACACGACACGUCUCUACGAACCUUUCAUGGAAUUUACGACGAAAAGAUUGGUACGGGUCUGGCUUUUCUGCUUUGGUGCAUUCAUUUCUAUCUAGUUGCAGCAAAUUAUCUAUCUAUCUCCUUCUAGGCAAGGCAUUAUAUCUUAUCUAUCUAUCCAGCAUAUUAGCGUCAGUCAUGGUUAUGUUAUCCGUCUGCUUUUGGACCUUGGUGGGAUAAGGUGGAUCUUUGUCGGUUUUUUGGUGGUUUGCAUUUCAUAUGCAUUUCGUAUUGGCUUGAUGGACUGAUAUUUUUAUGGAUUCGGGAGGAAGCUUGUGGGAUUGGAUUAGUUUGUGCAUUCGUUCAUUCCUUCGUACUUGUACAUAUUAUCAAUGAUGAAAAAUUGUCAAAAGUAAAUUGUACUGGCUGGCAUAAUGGGAUUCUGGUGCUUGUACUCAUGUAUCGUCCAAUCGCCAAAUCACUUCCGAAUUCUUCACAGAGAAGAAACACCUCCAG
Molecule: messenger RNA, 2912 nt
Organism: Botrytis sinoallii
Lineage: Eukaryota; Fungi; Ascomycota; Leotiomycetes; Helotiales; Sclerotiniaceae
Exons: 2
Coding region: 1161-1967 (268 amino acids)
Source: RefSeq, a predicted model, not a curated record